Molecule: messenger RNA, 2049 nt
Organism: Pieris macdunnoughi
Lineage: Eukaryota; Metazoa; Arthropoda; Insecta; Lepidoptera; Pieridae
Source: the annotation of a GenBank genome assembly
AUGACUAUAUCAUAUGCCGGUGAAGUUCCCAAUGGUAGCAGUUUUGGAUGUUUCUGGCGGAUACUAUGCAAAUGGCGAGGAAGUGUAUAUAAGUUGGUUUGGCGCGAGCUGCUAGCAUACCUAACACUCUACUAUACUAUUAACUUAUUAUACCGUUUUGCUAUGACGGAAGAGCAACAGAGAAUAUUCGAGAAAGUGCGUCAAUACUUCGGCGCGCAGAGUGAGACGAUUCCAAUGUCGUUUGUCCUUGGCUUCUACGUCAGCCUGGUAGUGAAGCGGUGGUGGGAGCAGUACAAGCUGCUUCCAUGGCCAGACACACUGGCACUGUUUAUCUCCGCUGGAAUACCUGGUGCGAAGCCCACCCCAGGUGGUUUUAAAACAACUUUUAAGGAUGAAACUGGAAGGCUGAUGAGGAGGAAUAUUGUUAGAUACGCGAUAUUAGCUUAUGUGAUAACUCUUCAGAGGGUAUCCCUACGAGUAAAAAGACGAUUUCCAACUUGGCAACAUGUUGUGGAUUCUGGACUCAUGCUCGAAAGUGAGCGUAAAGUGUUCGAGAAAAUGGAUGGGAAGAGUCCCAUGUCAAAGUAUUGGAUGCCACUGGUUUGGGCAACGAAUAUCAUCAACAGGGCGAGAAAGGAGGGACUUAUAACAAGUGAUCACAUCGUUCAAACGCUGUUAGUAGAGCUUUCGGAUAUAAGACGUCGUCUGGGGGCCCUUAUUGGUUAUGAUACUGUAUGUGUACCACUGGUUUAUACGCAGGUCGUUACUUUGGCUCUAUACACGUACUUUGUAGCCGCACUUAUGGGCCGCCAGCUGAUUCCACCUGCCCCUGGAAGCACUUCAAAAUACGAACCUGACGUCUACUUUCCGUUAUUUACUGCUCUUCAGUUCUGUUUCUACGUGGGAUGGUUGAAAGUAGCCGAAGUUCUAAUUAAUCCUUUUGGUGAAGACGACGACGACAUUGAACUCAAUUGGUUGAUCGACCGACAUAUUAAAGCUGCCUACAUGAUCGUGGAUGAAAUGCACGAAGAACAUCCGGAACUUUUAAAAGACCAAUAUUGGGAAGAGGUGGUGCCCAAAGAUCUGCCUUAUACCGUUGCAUCGGAACACUACAGACGCCACGAACCCCCUUGUUCUGCUGACCACUACAAGGUGAAGGCUGAGGAUUCGGUUUACGCUAAUGUCAAUAUACCAAGGAAGAGCCAUGAUGAAACAUAUGCAGAUUAUGAAAGUGUGGAUACACCUAUAGUAGAGAGAAGAAAAAACUGGUUCCAACGACAAAUAUCUCGAGUGGAUUCUGUCCGAUCAGCAUCAACUGCAUAUUCUUCUGGUGGAUUAUUUGGACGAAACCGUCUUAACUCAGUUGUAUAUUCAAGUCCAGAAGCAGGGCAGACAUCUACGCCUACCACUUCCCACCAUAAAAUGUCUUUGUAUGAGAGACUGGUUGGACGCAAGUCGGGGAGAGGGCAACAUAGACAAAACUCAAAACAUGGCCAACGAAGCAAUGGUUCAGCUAUUCCCAUAACACUUAGAAAUAGGCCCCGUAUUCCAACUCCUGAAGUUACAAAGGAAGUAAUAGACAGAGAGAAUCAUCUCACGAUGGGGAUGCCGAAUAUGGGUGUUAUAAUGGCACAUCAGGGCUACCAAAACGAGGUGCCAGUGCUGGGUGCCUUAGUACUGUCACCUAUAGAAGAACUAGAUAGCGGAUCAGUAAACAACACGCUUCACGCUGGCCAGCCUGGGACCACUGCGCUGGCGCAAGCAGUACUAUCUCCGAAUUUAACUCAAGGACUACCCGCUAUGUUGAACGCUAAUAAUAUUGUAUCCUCGGUAACUCUAACACCUAUGAACGUCACUCAGUUGAGUGCAGUCGUCAUGUCCACUGCUCCAUCGACGCCCCAGGUCGAUCGAACCUCCACGCCACUAGCGUCUAGAGCCACCGUUGUAGAACUACCUUCUGACCGUGACAGCGAACACAGCGGAAAUGGCGCGCCCACGAACAUGAAAAGCAGCCUUAACGGUUCGAAACGCGGCGAAGUCUAUGUUUGA